AUGUACCCGUUAUCCAGACCCAUAAGGCGGCCAGCGUCGAGUGUCUCUCUCAAGCCACCACGCCGCCGAGGUCAUGGUCGCAGAAGAAGCCUUCCGCGCUUACAUCGGAGUGCAGAUACCUCGAUUCAGGGCGUACAUCCUGAGACAGGGCAGGUAUCUCCCCUGCUCUGUGUGAUGCUUCCUUCGCCUUCGACGAUCUUUCCAUUUCGAGGUCAGACCAGACUAGUCCUGCCACACCCCUCGACAGCUACGGAGACCCUAGCGCUUCCUGACUGGCAUGGCACCACCUCACGGUUAUAG
Messenger RNA from Colletotrichum tamarilloi, 300 nucleotides. RefSeq lists its product as uncharacterized. The record is from RefSeq and is a predicted model, not a curated record. The transcript has a single exon. The coding region runs from base 1 to 300 and encodes 99 amino acids. Lineage: Eukaryota; Fungi; Ascomycota; Sordariomycetes; Glomerellales; Glomerellaceae.